AUGGAGACUGAAAAUUCUACACAUACACAUAUUCAAAAUUCCAAACUUCGUAUACAAGCAAAAAUUGCGGAAAUUGAUAAAAAUCGACCUUUUAGCAAUUCAUUGACUGAUAAUUUUGAACGAAGGCACACAUAUCUUCGGAUUUCAAUAACAGAACGAUGCAAUUUAAGAUGUACUUAUUGUAUGCCAACUGAUGGUGUUGACCUCACACCUUCCAAUAAACUUCUAACUACCGAGGAAAUCAUACGAAUCGCAAAGAUAUUUAUAUCCCAAGGUGUUAAUAAGAUUAGACUUACAGGUGGUGAACCUACUAUAAGAAGUGACAUUGUUGAAUUAGUUGGUGAAUUGGGAAGAUUAAAAUCACAUGGCUUACAGACAAUUGCUAUGACUUCUAAUGGAAUAGCAUUGAAACGGAAACUGCCCAAACUUGUUGAUAAUGGACUGAAUCUAUUAAAUCUUAGUUUAGAUACUUUAGAUCCAUUUAAAUUUCAAUUGAUCACACGUAGAAAAGGCCUUGAAAGAGUUUUGGAAACAAUUGAUCAAGCUAUCGAAUUGGGUCUUAAGCCUUUAAAAAUCAAUUUUGUGGUUAUAAGAGGAACAAAUGAAAAUGAAGUAUUAGAUUUUAUAGAAUUGACACGAAAUAAGCCUAUUUAUGUAAGAUUCAUUGAAUAUAUGCCAUUUGAUGAUAACAAGUGGAAUAAGAAAAAAUUUGUGCCAUAUAAAGAGCUAUUGGAUAAUAUUCAAACCAAAUAUCAUAAUAUUCAAAGGUUAUCUGAUGAUUUAAAUGAUACUUCAAAGGCAUAUUGUAUACCUGGAUUUACUGGAAAAUUUGGAUUUAUUACUUCCAUGUCAGAUCAUUUUUGUGGAACAUGCAAUCGAUUAAGAAUUACUGCUGAUGGCAAUUUGAAGGUUUGUUUGUUUGGGAAUGCAGAAGUAAACCUUCGGGAUUUAUUACGACAAAAUGUUUCUGAUCAAGAGCUAUUGGAAAUUAUUGAAGUGACUGUUAAAAAUAAAAAAAAACAGCAUUCUGGCAUACUUGAAUUGGCUAGAACAAAAAACAGACCAAUGAUUCUAAUUGGUGGAUGA
Entrophospora candida is the source of this 1086-nucleotide messenger RNA. The record is from the annotation of a GenBank genome assembly. Lineage: Eukaryota; Fungi; Glomeromycota; Glomeromycetes; Entrophosporales; Entrophosporaceae.